AUAAAGUAGCUGACUUCAGGUUGUUGAGCAUAAAGAGAGACGGAGCUGAUUUUUUAUCUCGCAAUAAUUUCACAUUCAAGUUCGAUUCUAGAAAUUUAUAUUAGUUAUUAUCAUAAUAAAAAAAAAAUAACAAUAUUUCGUCGAGUUUGUUAUCCUAAAGUUAACCCACUUGGAGAAAGUGAGCUGUUUUAUGAUACAUAAUAAUAUAAACAACAAUGGAUAAAUUGAGAAGAGCAUUGAGUGGUCAUGACCAAUGUGAUGAGGAAAGUGGAAUAAUGACCCAGCAUGAAAGUGAUUUUCUGAUUUCGGAUGGUACAACGUUAAGUUGGUCGACGCGAAUAAAAGGAUUCGCAAUAUGUUUUAUUAUCGGUAUUCUCUUAUCAUUUCUUGGUUCAUUUGCGUUAUUUUUACACAAAGGCUUGACUGUUUUUGCCGUUUUCUAUACACUCGGAAAUAUUGUUUCACUUAUGAGCACCUGCUUUUUAAUGGGCCCAGUCAAUCAAUUAAAAAAGAUGUUUGCGUCAACAAGAAUAAUAGCUACAUUGAUAGUAAUCCUUGCUUUGAUAAUGACACUGUAUGCCGCAAUAAAGCUUGACAAACCUGGAUUAGCACUUUUAUUUAUAAUUAUACAGUCAUUAGCAAUGACAUGGUAUUCAUUAUCGUAUAUUCCAUAUGCGCGAGAUGCCGUGAAGAAAACCGUCGAAUCUUGUAUCACGUGAAUUCAAAUUUAAUAAUAAUAAUAAUAAUAAUAAUAAAUACGAAUUAAAAUUCGAUAAUUAACUAUAAUAAUUAAUAUCUUAAACAUGCAAGAUAUUAACACCUGAAUGGAGACAAUAAUUAUUCUAUAACUAAAAAAAAUUAUAACAUAGAUUAAAAGUUUAAAAUUAUAUAAUUAUAGUUUAUUCAAUUAAUUUAUUAAUUAUUAAUUAAAAACUAAUAAUUUUAUUUUACAUAAAAAACAAACUGUAUUAUUAUUUAAGUCAGUUGUUAAUAGUUAAUUAUUUUGUGAGAAAAAAAAGUUUAAAUGUACGUAAUUACUUAAGUUUCAAUUUUUCGUCAUUAAAAUUUAUGAUCAAAAUUAAUAAAUUUAGUAAUAAUCUAAUGAACGCACAUUAUCAACAAUAGUAUGAAAAAAAAGAAUCAUUUUAAUUGACUGUAUUGUAUUUUUGGUCAAGUUACAAAAAAUAUCAACUGUGCCUUAUGACUUGUAAUUUAUACAAUAAUUAAUUUGCAUUUAUUUGAAUAUAAGUAAACAGGCCGUAAUUAUAAUUGAUAUUUUAUGAAACUAAAAAAUUAUCGCAGCUGUAUAUCAAAUUUGACUGUUUUAUAUUUUUUAUAAAAAAUUUAAGUUGCCAAUCAUACUUUGAGGCCAAUGUAUUAAAUUUAAAAUGUAAUUAUUAUAAACACAAAAAAUAUUGUACAGUACUUAUUAAUUAAUGUUUUA
Molecule: messenger RNA, 1444 nt
Organism: Microplitis demolitor
Lineage: Eukaryota; Metazoa; Arthropoda; Insecta; Hymenoptera; Braconidae
Product: vesicle transport protein SFT2A
Exons: 6
Coding region: 216-719 (167 amino acids)
Biological process (GO): vesicle-mediated transport
Cellular component (GO): membrane
Source: RefSeq, a predicted model, not a curated record